AUGCCUGGUCUUGAUAGCGAUCAGUCAGACCUUGACCUUCUCGCGGCCGAGGGCGUCGACGUUUCCAAAGUGCCGAAGCAAUCCAACCCUGCCUCUCCCUCUCGCUCGCCGCGCGCCGGCACUUCAAUUUCCCCCCCAUCAGAUGGCUCCCCCUCUACAGACACCUCUACACGUCCGACUCCCGAUCGCACUAGGGACGGGCAGAACGCUGCAGAGGAAGAAUCAGAGCCCUCUAGCAUAUGGCACCGGCGCCGAGCGGACAAGGGUCCGCCCGAUUGGUAUGUUGAGGGGCCUGGCAGAAGAAUCGGCUAUGAUGACUUGACUGCGAUCGACUGGAUCUACGAGUAUACAAAAGAACGCCAACGGUUGAGAAAGCUGGUUGCCUCGAACAAUGGCAUUGUAGGACAUCUGAGGCAAUUGUUCGACGCGAGCCAGGUCUGGCUUGUCCUUGUCGCCAGUGGAAUCUCCGUGGGUUGUAUCGCGGCAUUCAUCAACAUCGCAUCAGACUGGCUUGGAGAUAUCAAGACUGGCUAUUGCAAAUCAGGCGUCGGCGGCGGUCAGUUCUACCUCAAUAAACAAUUCUGCUGUUGGGGCCAUGACGACUUGUCUCAAUGUCAAGAUUGGACACCGUGGCCGUCUGCGUUGGGGAUUGGGUCUAUUGGUGGGCAGUACAUGAUCAGCUAUAUCUUCUUUAUCCUCUUCUCAGUCCCUUUCGCAGUGUCAGCAGCUGUGCUUGUGAGACACUACUCGAUAUACGCUCGCCAUAGUGGAAUUCCUGAAAUCAAGACGGUCCUAGGAGGCUUCGUCAUGAAGCGCUUUCUGGGACUGAGGACGCUGGUAAUCAAGUCUUUAGGAUUGUGUCUCGCAGUGGCCUCUGGCAUGUGGCUUGGAAAGGAAGGCCCUUUCGUACACCUCGCAUGCUGCUGCGCCAACAUCAUCAUGAAGCCAUUCAAGUCAUUGAGUCAGAAUGAAGCGCGAAAGCGAGAGGUUCUUUCCGCUGCUGCUGCAUCGGGUAUAUCUGUCGCUUUCGGCUCGCCCAUUGGCGGAGUUCUCUUCUCGCUCGAACAGCUGUCCUACUACUUUCCAGAUAAAACGAUGUGGCAGUCAUUUGUCUGCGCAAUGGUGGCGGCAGUGACUCUGCAAGCCCUAAACCCAUUUCAUACCGGAAAGAUUGUUUUGUAUCAAGUCACCUAUACGACAGGAUGGCACAGCUUUGAGCUUCUGCCAUUCGUCCUGCUCGGCAUCAUUGGCGGCGUGUAUGGCGGCAUGUUUAUCAGGCUCAACAUGCUAAUCGCACGUCUACGGAAGUCUUCAGGCUAUCCCCUUCGCGACAGACCAACAUUGGAGGUCUUGGCUGUCGCGGCAAUUUCUGCGGUCAUCAACUAUCCCAAUACCUUCAUGCGAGCACAGCUGUCGGAGCUGGUCUACUACUUGUUUGCAGAAUGUGAAACUAUUGGCAACAACGAUAUAUUUGGUCUCUGCAAGGCGACAACCGCCGGAGCCUUGUCGAUGGCAUGGCUCUUGAUUGCUGGGUCGAUCCUGGGAUUCCUCUUGUCUAGCAUCACGUUCGGGUUACAGAUCCCAGCUGGGAUCAUACUCCCGUCUCUGGCCAUCGGCGCACUCUAUGGACGUACCCUCGGUGUCCUGAUGGAGCUCGUGCAUAAGCACUUCUCCGGGUCUUUGGUGUUCGCAGCAUGUGAACCCGACAUGCCCUGCGUGAUUCCUGGCACGUAUGCUAUUGUUGGGGCUGCCUCAGCUUUAGCCGGUGUAACACGACUAACAGCCUCGAUUGUGGUGAUAAUGUUCGAACUAACCGGCGCACUCUCCUAUGUGUUACCGAUCAUGAUUGCCGUCCUGUCGGCCAAAUGGAUUGGUGAUGCCCUAUCUCCGCGUGGAAUCUACGAGUCCUGGAUUCACUUCAACGAUUACCCCUACCUCGAAAACAACGAAGACGCAGAUAUACCUCAUGUUCCCGUCGCCACCGUCAUGACAAGUGUAGAGGAAAUGACCUACUUGGACGCCACUCGACCUUAUUCGGUGGAAACUCUGCAGCGCAUUCUGCGGACCACUACUUCCCGUGGUUUUCCUGUUGUGGCAUUCAAGGAGACCACUGGUAACCUGGUCGCUGAUGAGCCGUUGAGCCCGCAUUUCCUGCGUGAGAAUACCCUGCUUGGGUAUAUAUCUCGGGUUGAACUUUCCUUUGCACUGGAACAAGUCACCAAUCCUGAACACAAUGUCUCCGGACCAGGUCUGAAACAUGUUAAUUCAGAUACCCCCUGUUAUUUCACUUACCGGUCCGACCUAAUAUCAUCUCAAGGGAUAGACUUGCGACCAUGGAUGGAUCAGACCCCAAUCACUUUGAAUGCGAAUAGCUCGCUGCAACUGGCAGUUCACAUGUUCCAGAAACUUGGGCUGCGGUACCUUCUUCUUGUUGAUCGUGGAGCUUUUCGAGGCAUUCUCACCAAAAAGGACGUUUGUUACGUUCUGUCGGCAGCUGAGGGGGGCGAGAAGGUCGGAGCUUUCAUCGCAGGCGCUGGAGUACUUCGGGACCCAGGCACGGACAAUGACAUCGAUGAAGCCAGGGGGCUGCUCCAAGGUGAAUCAGCAGUGCUCGAUCAACACGAGAGGCCGGGUUAA
Molecule: messenger RNA, 2637 nt
Organism: Capronia epimyces CBS 606.96
Lineage: Eukaryota; Fungi; Ascomycota; Eurotiomycetes; Chaetothyriales; Herpotrichiellaceae
Product: chloride channel 3
Exons: 4
Coding region: 1-2637 (878 amino acids)
Biological process (GO): chloride transport; transmembrane transport
Cellular component (GO): early endosome; Golgi apparatus; membrane
Molecular function (GO): voltage-gated chloride channel activity
Source: RefSeq, a predicted model, not a curated record